Molecule: messenger RNA, 1565 nt
Organism: Leptopilina heterotoma
Lineage: Eukaryota; Metazoa; Arthropoda; Insecta; Hymenoptera; Figitidae
Exons: 4
Coding region: 491-1504 (337 amino acids)
Cellular component (GO): mitochondrion
Source: RefSeq, a predicted model, not a curated record
AUUCUUGUCUAUAUAUCGUCUAUGUUCACUGCAGUUCACUGUGAUUUUAGACGACAGUCUAAAUUAAUAAAUAAAUAAAAAACAUUAAAUGUUAUCUUUUACAGAAUAAUUUCUAAUUUUUAGUGAAAUUUUACAAAAACUUUUUUUUACAGUGUAUUAGCCGCAUCAUCGCAUUUUAUUCUGUAAUAGAAAAUUUCAAAAUAAUGUGUAACUGAAUUUACAAAAUAGUGUAGUGAAUAAUUUAUUGAAAAGUAGAAACCGUAGAAACAUAAUUAAUAUGAUGCAAUUUUAAUGUCUCUUUUUGGCAUUCAUUAUUUCAAGGUCACGGUCACUGGUUAAACAGGUUUUUCAUCUUACACGUAUAUUUUUUUAACAUUUUCAUUUCUGACAGAGAAUAUUCCCGAAUCGCACUCAUAUUUUAGUGUUUUAUCAGAACAGAAGUUUGUGGAAGUUGUCUUAAGAAAAAGAAAAUUUUUGCUCAUUCGUCAAGAUGAUGGCUUUGGCGAAAAUUGGAAAUUAUCAAAAUGUAUCCAUCUCUCAUCCGAUGAGUUGGGGAAAUUUCGUGAAACACGCAACUGUCAAAUUAUUUCCGCAUGGAGAAAAUAAUAAGAAUGAAAUAAUGUUGAAAAGAUUUCAUAUUUCGAAAGUACGUGAUUAUCCAGAGGCUCCAACUUUACGUUUACCGACGAAUGUCUCGGAAAUUUUCGGCAAUGAAACAUGUCGCUUUACUCAAGAGAGAAUUCGUGAUAUUUACAGUUCAACUGACGUUGUUGAGCAAUUUUCCAAUUCAUCGAAAACAAUAAAUCUCGAUUCACAUGUGGCUUCAUACGAUUGUUUUGGAACUGUUAGUUUGAACAGUUCAAUGCAGACGAAUGUGCCGAAACCCUUUAAUUCCAGUGGCAAGUCAAAUUAUCUAAAUAUGCCAGGAGGACAAUGGGCUCAAGAUGGGAAAUACAUUGCUGAGGAUAUGCAAAAGUCGCAUUACAAGUUUCAACUUUUAAAACAGUAUAAUAAGAAUGGCUUAUUUAGAAAUUCGAAUGCUUUCACAUCAGAAUCAAGAAAUUAUUCUACACAAUCAAAAACGAUAAAUAACUUGAAUGAAAAAUCAGAGAAAACUGCAAAAAUUCCUUUAAGAUUUACAACGAAAGAAAAAUUACAGAUGUUGAUAAAAGAUUAUGGGAAAACAAUCAUCGUCUUUCACGUUUCAAUAUCGUUAAUGUCACUUGGUGGUUUUUACUACGCUAUUUCUAGUGGAAUUGAUAUGAGUGAAAUUGUAUCGAAAUAUACUGGAAACAAUGAAGCAAUGACUAAAAUAUUGUCUGAAACAUCAACAUUUACAAUUGCUUAUACUAUUCAUAAAUUAUUUGCACCAGUCAGAAUAAUGAUGACAUUAUCAUGUGCUCCAAUUUUGGUAUUAUUUUUGAGAAGAAAAGGAGUUUUGAGACAUCCGGAUAUUGUCAAGAGACUUAAGGAGACUAAUUUAAAAAAUGAACUUAAAACGUAGUCAAAUAUUUUGUAUAAAAUGUAAAUUUUCUCAAUAAAAUUUUGUUAUUAUUAUUAAAAAA